AUGCGCGAUCUCUGCCUGUCAGGCCUGGCGGCACAAAAGCGCCCGCGGGGGGCCGGGGUGCGAGAAUGGCGGGUCGGCGCGUGCCAAGGAGCAGCCCAUCCGUACCAAUAUCAGCCGCAUGCCAAUCUCGCCAGUCCUUCCCCGAGCAUUCCACAUCAGUUGACUCCAUUUACGACCAACUCCCCUCAGCUUACGUUCGGUACAACCGACCAGUUCACGGCUUAUGCCGGGUCUCCCGCCUACUUCGAGAAUGACCCGCCUGCAUCCUUUUCGGAUGGGACUGCUGCAGUCGCGGGACCAUCUACUUGGGCGUUGCAUCCGAGUGACCAACAGGUACCCAACGGGUUUACUUCUAUCUCUGCAAAUGAUGUCGAUAUGUCCGCGGAGAUGGACGGACUUGGAGAUGAUGCUGAUGCGGACGGUGCUGGUCCAGAUUUUGGUGAUGAUGCGGACCACGAGUUAGAUGCUGCUCUCGCUGUCGGAAAAAUCAGAAAAGCAUGA
This is a messenger RNA of Gloeophyllum trabeum ATCC 11539, 501 nucleotides long. RefSeq lists its product as uncharacterized. Bases 1 to 501 code for a protein of 166 amino acids. NCBI's taxonomy places the organism in Eukaryota, Fungi, Basidiomycota, Agaricomycetes, Gloeophyllales, Gloeophyllaceae. The record is from RefSeq and is a predicted model, not a curated record. The transcript is spliced from 2 exons.